Molecule: messenger RNA, 770 nt
Organism: Pseudopodoces humilis (Tibetan ground-tit)
Lineage: Eukaryota; Metazoa; Chordata; Aves; Passeriformes; Paridae
Gene: FABP3
Product: fatty acid binding protein 3
Molecular function (GO): lipid binding
Source: RefSeq, a predicted model, not a curated record
UAUUUCUGGAGCGCGUAGUGUUCUUUCCAAUCAUGUGAUGAGGACAUUAUUUAAGGCGGCUGCGGGGCCGGAGCAGCUGCAGGCGGUGCCACGCUCGCAGCCGGACCCCGAGCGCCUGCGGCCCCCCCGAGCCCCCCAGCCAUGGUGGACGCCUUCGUGGGCACCUGGAAGCUGGUGGACACCAACAAUUUCGAUGAGUACAUGAAGGCGCUGGGCGUGGGCUUUGCCACGCGGCAGGUGGCCGGCUUCACCAAGCCCACCACCAUCAUCGAGCUGGACGGCGACAAGGUCACCGUGAAGACCCAGAGCACCUUCAAGAACACCGAGAUCACCUUCAAGCUGGGCGAGGAGUUCGACGAGACCACGGCGGACGACAGGCACGUCAAGUCCGUGGUCACGCUGGAUGGAGGGAAGCUCGUCCACGUGCAGAAGUGGGAGGGGAAGGAGACAUCGCUGGUCCGGGAGCUGAAGGACGGGAAAUUAAUUCUGACUCUCACCAUGGGCAACGUGGUCUCCACCCGCACCUACGAGAAGGCGACAUAGGCGCUGUCCCAGGUCCCCUGGCUGUCACCCGGUGUCACAUCGUCCCCGCCUGGCCCCGUGCCUGGCCCCGUGGGCUCGGAGCCGCUGCCCCGCCGGGGCCGCCCCUGCCCCAGCCCUGCCUGGCUCCAGGGGCUCGGGUGGUGGUUUCGUGCUUUGUUGGUGGGUUCUUUUUUAACUGAUUGUGGGAAAAGUCACAUGGAAAAAAACAAUAAAGGUGUUGUUACAGC